This is a messenger RNA of Mangifera indica (mango), 1050 nucleotides long. RefSeq lists its product as uncharacterized. The record is from RefSeq and is a predicted model, not a curated record. NCBI's taxonomy places the organism in Eukaryota, Viridiplantae, Streptophyta, Magnoliopsida, Sapindales, Anacardiaceae. The transcript has 3 exons. Bases 99 to 572 code for a protein of 157 amino acids.
ACCCCAACACCAGCCAUAAAAAAAAAAGCCAAACUGAACAUUUCUUUCCUCAACAACUCAGAGCACAACUCAGCGGCAGCAAUUUCUCUUUCUCACCCAUGCAUAGACAAUCUCUAGGCUCGCCGGUCUCCAAGCUCCACAUCCAUGGUGGCGAACUUUCUAAAGAAGAUUCUCGUCUAACUGAACUCGUUUCUUCAUCUUCUUCUUCACUGUCCGACGAUGAUCAAAGCAAGACGACGAAGCCUCGCCGCUUCUCUAUCUCGCCGCCACCUGCCUCAUUGUCUUCUCAGUUUAAAUCCGAAAAUCUCGUUCACGUCAUUCCUCUUCUCACUCUCUUUUGCUUUCUUGUCCUUUAUCUCUCCUCACACUCGCCUUCUCAAUCAGAUUUGGCUCAGUUUAACGGAUUCAAGCGGCCCUCAACGCGUAUAGAUUCCAGUCAAAUGGAAGAUGUCAACCGAUUUGUUGAGCUGCGGAGAGGCGAUUUUUUGGCGAUUGGAAGUCUCAGAAACUUACAAAAGAUAGAAAAGCACGCCCCAAAAUAUCGCCCCCACAGAAAAAUCGCCGAUUUUUAAUUCACAUUUCCCGUUUCAUAAUCUCUCUCUACUCUGCUGCAGCUCCGUCUCAUCACUCUCGCAAGCGAGAUAAUCUUCUUACAACUUUCCCACGUGUGAAAUAAUACAAAGUCGUUUUUUAUGACUUAUGAAACAUUUCGCUCGAUUUAUGACGCUUUUUUUACUGUUUUUAUUGUGUAAAUCUUAUGUAAAGGGAAAAAGAAAAAAAAAAUAGAAUUUGUCGAUAAUUUUAAUUUUAUGUUGAAAGACCGCCGUUUAACUGUCUGGGCCGUUUCGUACUGCAACCUUCUGUUCGGAAGACAGCUGGAAAGAUGUCGUGGUGGAACAGAGCGCAUUAACAACUCUUAAAACACUCUUCUGUGACUACUCUAACGGUCAAACAUAUGUUGGUUCGGUGAUGCCUCCAUUAUCUAUUUACACGUGUAAUUUAUAGUAUUGCAUUUUAAUUUAAGAUAAUUAAGUUAUUUUACAUUUUUCA